CUCCUGCCUGUGCACAUACCUGCCCCUCACUCCACCCCCACCCAGGCUUUGGUAUCGGGGAAGGGGCAUAGGGCCAGGCAGACCUACGGGACUUUGGCUCCAUCUCUACAAAAGGGCCCUCUGUGAGUCAGCCUGCUCCCCUCCAGGCUUGCUCCUCCCCCACCCAGCUCCUGUUUCCGAUGCACGUACAGCCCGUACACACUGUGUCUGGGACACCCCACAGUCAGCCGCAUGGCUCCCCUGUGCCCUAGUCCCUGGCUCCCUCUGUGGAUCCCGGCCCCUUCCCGGGGCCCUACUGUGCAACUGCUGCUGUUACUGCUGCUCCUGGUGCCUGCCCAUCCCCAGAGCCUGUCCCGGAUGCAGGGGUCACCUGGGUUGGGAGGAGAUUCAUCUGGGGAAGAUGAUCAACUGGAUGGGGAGAACCCACCCAGUGAAGAGGAUCCACCUGGAGAGGAGGAUCCACCUGGAGAGGGGGACCCACCUGGAGAGGACCCAUCUGGAAUGAAGACUGAACCAGGAGAAGAGAACUCUCUGAAGUUAGAGGAUCUACCUACUGUUGAGGUACCCAGGGAUACUCCAGGCUCCCAGAAUAAUGCCCACAGGCACAACAAAGGAGAUGACCACAGUCAUUGGCGCUAUGGAGCCGACCCGCCCUGGCCCCAGGUGUCCCCAGCCUGCGCAGGCCGCUUCCAAUCGCCGGUAGAUAUCCGCCCGGAGCUCGCCGCAUUUUGCCCCGCCCUGCAACCCCUGGAACUCCUAGGCUUUGAGCUCCCGCCUCUCCCAGAACUGCGCCUGCGCAACAAUGGCCACACCGUGCAACUGACCCUGCCUCCGGGGCUGGAAAUGGCUCUGGGUCCCGGGCGGGAGUACCGGGCCCUGCAGUUGCAUCUGCACUGGGGGGCUGCGGGUCGCCCGGGCUCGGAGCACACGGUUGACGGCCACCGUUUCCCUGCCGAGAUCCACGUGGUUCACCUCAGCACUGCAUUUGCCAAAGUUGAUGAGGCCUUGGGGCGCCCGGGGGGACUAGCCGUGCUGGCCGCCUUUCUGCAGGAGGGCCCAGAAGAAAACAGCGCCUAUGAGCAGUUGCUGUCACAUUUGGAAGAAAUCGCUGAGGAAGACUCAGAGACUUGGGUCCCAGGACUGGAUGUAUCUGCACUGCUGCCCUCUGACCUCAGCCGCUACUUCCGCUAUGAGGGGUCUCUAACCACACCCCCCUGUGCCCAGGGGGUCAUCUGGACUGUGUUCAACCAGACAGUGAGGCUGAGUGCUAAGCAGCUCCACACCCUCUCUGCCUCCCUGUGGGGACCUGAUGAUGCUCGGCUACAGAUGAACUUCCGAGAGACGCAGCCGUUGAAUGGGCGAAUGAUCGAGGCCUCCUUCCCGGCUGGAGUAGAGAGCAGCCCCAGGACCAUUGAGCCAGUCCACCAGAAUCCCUGCCUUGCUGCUGGUGACAUCCUGGCCUUGGUUUUUGGCCUCCUCUUUGCCGUCACCUGCAUCGCCUUCCUUGUGCAAAUGAGAAGGCAGCAGAGACUCCGAAGUGGGACCAAAGGGAAUGUUAGCUACCACCCAGCAGAGGUCACCGAGACUGUUGCCUAGAGUCCUUGGAACUUGGAGAAUGUGCAGAGAAGCCAGCCAGAAGAAUCUGAAGGGGAGCUGGAGACUGUCCUGUCCUACCCUUUACAUCACUUCCUUUUUAAGGUCCAAAUAUUUUUUUAAAUAAAAGUUUCUAAUAAAAUAUAUGGAAGGCA
Molecule: messenger RNA, 1748 nt
Organism: Leopardus geoffroyi (Geoffroy's cat)
Lineage: Eukaryota; Metazoa; Chordata; Mammalia; Carnivora; Felidae
Gene: CA9
Product: carbonic anhydrase 9
Exons: 11
Coding region: 232-1596 (454 amino acids)
Cellular component (GO): plasma membrane
Molecular function (GO): carbonate dehydratase activity; zinc ion binding
Source: RefSeq, a predicted model, not a curated record